Messenger RNA from Drosophila persimilis, 2289 nucleotides. Its product is annotated as sodium-independent sulfate anion transporter. Gene Ontology annotation, biological process: transmembrane transport. The coding region runs from base 147 to 2000 and encodes 617 amino acids. The transcript has 6 exons. Gene Ontology annotation, cellular component: membrane. Gene Ontology annotation, molecular function: sulfate transmembrane transporter activity. The record is from RefSeq and is a predicted model, not a curated record. NCBI's taxonomy places the organism in Eukaryota, Metazoa, Arthropoda, Insecta, Diptera, Drosophilidae.
ACAAAAAAAAAAACACGCAGAUUCCAUCACGCAGCCGUCUGUCAACAAUCAACCGACAAUUACAGUGCGUUGUCUCUCCAUCCUCUCGACUGCGUGGCUUUAGGGGAGAACUGAUUUCACUGAUUUCUCUAAAAGACCAAUCAAUUAUGACCCUGAAGGAUUGGGGAUAUCGAUUGUUUCCGGGUCUUAAGUGGCUGCAUGGCUAUACCGGCCAAGAUGCGGUGGCCGAUAUGAUAGCUGGGGUUACUGUUGGGCUGACGGUGUUGCCCCAGGGACUGGCCUAUGCCACACUGGCGGGCCUGGAGCCUCAGUACGGCCUGUACUCGGCUUUCGUUGGUGGAAUUGUCUACGCUUUGCUUGGCAGCUGUCGACAGGUGACCAUUGGGCCGACGGCUUUGCUCGCCUUGAUGACCAGCCGGCACACAGGCUUUGGACUGGGCUCGGGACCGGCCUACGCCAUUCUAUUGUGCCUCAUCUCGGGUGUGGUGGAGAUGGGUAUGGCUGUGCUGAAGCUGGGUGCACUGGUGGACCUCAUUUCGCUGCCGGUGACAGUGGGUUUCACUUCGGCCACGGCUGUUAUAAUUGGCACAUCUCAACUAAAGGGCCUAUUGGGAUUGCGUGGAGGUUCGGGAUCAGAUUUCAUCAAUACCAUGCGCUCCGUGCUGGGGAACCUGAGCCAGGUGCGACGCGGUGAUGUUACCCUAGGACUGGUUUCCAUUACGGUUCUACUGCUGUUGCGGAAACUAAAAGACGUGAAGUUUGCUGGGCGAGUCCGCAGCUUGAGAGCACAGCAAUUGAUUAGCGGCACCAUUUGGGUGAUAGCCACUGGUCGAAAUGCUCUGGUGGUUCUCGUGACCAGUGUGCUGGCCUACAGCACGUGUAAGCAGAUGGACACCUGUCCGUACAUCCUCACAGGAAAGGUAAAGAGCGGCCUGCCUAACAUCACACUGCCCAAGUUUGAGACCACAAUUUUGGACAAAAAUGGCACCGAGCUUACGCAGAACUUUGAGCAAAUGGUGUCGGAGCUGGGGCCCUCGAUGCUUAUAUUGCCCAUUAUUGCUGUGCUCGGAAACGUGGCCAUCUCUAAAGCAUUUGGUGGUGCCGGACUGAGUGCCACCCGGGAACUGGUUGCCCUCUCUAUGAGCAACAUUUGCGGUGCCUUUUGCAGCUCCAUGCCGGUCACGGGCUCCUUCUCGCGCAGUGCUGUCAAUCAUGCCAGUGGGGUGCGAACACCGCUUGGUGGCUGCUACACAAGCGUGCUGGUCCUUCUGGCACUGGGCCUGCUGGCGCCGUACUUCCAGUACAUACCGAAGGCCGCUCUCAGUGCGGUCAUCAUCUCGGCUGUGAUAUUUAUGAUUGAGUUUGAGGUCAUCCGACCACUGUGGCGUUGCAGCCGUCGGGAGCUACUGCCAGGUGCCAUUACCUUUGUGAUGAGCCUGGCUGUGGGUGUGGAGAUUGGGCUGUUGCUGGGCGUUGGUGCGGAUGUAGCCUUCCUGGUCUACCGCGCAGCACGACCCGUUCUGAGUGUGUCCAAGCUGCAAACCAUCAAUGGCAUCAACUACAUAUUGAUUCGUCCCAAGCACAGCUCGCUCUACUUUCCUGCCAUCGAGUGGGUUCGCUCUGGCAUCUCUAAAGCCUUGACGACGCAUGGAACUGCGCCGGUGGUCCUGGACUGCGCUCAUGUGCAUGAUUUUGAUUUCACUGCCGCGCGAGGCAUGGGGUCGCUGCACAAGGAGCUGGCUAAAGCGAACGUUCCAUUGUUCUUGAUGAGCGCUCACAAGGAUAUCGGGGUCAUCCUGAAGGAGUCAACCAGCAUUGAUUUCCCCACGAUAGACUGUCCGGAUGACUUGGAAUGCAUUUUGGAACAAACGCCCGACUACGAGCUUCACUUGCAGAUUGCAGCUCCUCUUGUGGAAUCUCGAAUUAGCCGUGGAACAAGCGAUGCAGUUGACGCGUGUAGUCCAAGCGAACUAAGUAGACUCAAUGGAAAAUCGACUUGAACUGCGAAAGUCGGAAAGCAAAGCUCAUUUGAUUGUACUUAAGUAUACGUUUCAUGCGUUCAGCAGAAGGCACAAAUAGUUGUAAGAAUUAAUUUUUGAUAUUUGUUCCCCGGUAAUAUUCCUGUACAAAAGAUUGGCCUCUCGUAUUACACAGCUCUCUAGGCUUCCAGCGGCAUGCAGUAUAGUAUUUAACGAUAUCACCAUUUCAUUUACAACAACUGUCAUUCCUAUUUCCCCAUUUUGUAGUAUUCGAAUAGAUUAGACAUAAUUUGUAUAUACAGAUACAUAG